This is a messenger RNA of Dryobates pubescens (Downy woodpecker), 2110 nucleotides long. It is a transcript of the gene SEPTIN4, whose product is annotated as septin-4. Gene Ontology annotation, biological process: regulation of exocytosis; cytoskeleton-dependent cytokinesis. The transcript is spliced from 13 exons. The record is from RefSeq and is a predicted model, not a curated record. Gene Ontology annotation, cellular component: septin ring; septin complex; cell division site. Gene Ontology annotation, molecular function: GTP binding; GTPase activity; molecular adaptor activity. Bases 14 to 1609 code for a protein of 531 amino acids. NCBI's taxonomy places the organism in Eukaryota, Metazoa, Chordata, Aves, Piciformes, Picidae.
UGCAGCGCCGGGGAUGGAGGGGGACGCCGGACCGCACCGCACCGGGCUGCGCCGCACGCCAGCGGGGAGCCAGCCCCGCUCCCGCAUCCCGCUGCCCUCCGUGAAGGCCAUGGGGUGUGGGGGUGUCCUGGCUACCCCAGAAGAUCCUGAGGAGCGGCAGGGUGCCCAGGGGAAAUGUCCCUGUCCCCCGGAGUGCCAGGAGCUGGCUGCUGUCCCCAUGCCACAAGCUAUAAAGCGUUUCCUGAAGGAGGACUCGGAGGAGGCUGAGCUGACCCAGUUCCUGCGGGAUUGCCCCCCGGCCGACAGCCCCAGGAAGGUGGAGCCCCCCGAGAGCCGGCGGGAGGCCGGCCACCCCCCCUCUGGCGUGGGCAGGGUCCCCUCUGAGGAAUCUGCUGACGAGAGGGACGCCAGGAUCCUCUCCCGGGCACGGCCCUCGGAUUUCCAGCAGCACAUUGCAGCCCCUCCGCCCCCCAGCCCCAACCGCCCACGGAGCCCCUGGGGACAGCUGGACCCCUACGACUCCUCCGAGGAUGACAAGGAGUACGUGGGCUUCGCCACGCUGCCCAACCAAGUCCAUCGGAAGUCGGUGAAGAAGGGCUUCGACUUCACCCUCAUGGUAGCAGGGGAAUCUGGGCUGGGCAAGUCCACCCUGGUCAACAGCCUCUUCCUGACGGACAUGUACAGGGACCGCAAGCUGCUGAACGCUGAAGAGCGCAUCACGCAGACGGUGGAGAUCACCAAGCACGUGGUGGACAUCGAGGAGAAGGGCGUCAAGCUGCGCCUGACCAUCGUGGACACGCCAGGCUUUGGGGAUGCUGUCAACAACACUGAGUGCUGGAAGCCGGUGGCCGACUACAUCGACCAGCAGUUCGAGCAGUAUUUCCGUGACGAGAGCGGCCUCAACCGCAAGAACAUCCAGGACAACCGCGUCCACUGCUGCAUCUACUUCAUCUCACCCUUCGGCCACGGCCUCCGGCCCCUGGAUGUGGAGUUCAUGAGGGCCCUGCACCAGCGGGUGAACAUCGUGCCCGUGCUGGCCAAGGCUGACACCCUGACCCCCGCCGAGGUGGAGCGCAUGAAGAACAAGAUCCGGGAGGAGAUUGACCACUACGGCAUCCGCAUCUACCAGUUCCCUGAGUGCGACUCGGACGAGGAUGAGGAGUUCAAGCUGCAGGACCAGGCACUGAAGGAGAGCAUCCCCUUCGCUGUCAUUGGCAGCAACACCAUCGUGGAGGCCAAGGGCCGGCGUGUCCGUGGGCGCCUGUACCCCUGGGGCAUCGUGGAAGUGGAGAACCCUUCCCACUGCGACUUCGUGAAGCUGCGGACGAUGCUGGUGAGGACUCACAUGCAGGACCUCAAGGACGUGACGCGGGAAACCCACUACGAGAACUACCGCACGCAGUGCAUCCAGAGCAUGACCCGCAUGGUGGUGAAGGAGAGGAACCGCAACAAGCUGACACGGGAGAGUGGGACAGACUUCCCCAUCCCUGUCAUCCCCCCGGUGCCCGACGCCGAGACGGAGAAGCUCAUCCGGGAGAAGGACGAGGAGCUGCGGCGGAUGCAGGAGAUGCUCCAGAAGAUCCAGAAGCAGAUGAAGGACUCUCACUAGUCCCCUCCUUCUCCUCCCCCUCCUUCUCCUCCUCCUCCUGCCCCUCCCCCUCGAUCAGAAAUGUUUACAUCGUGCUCCAUCCUGCCCCAGCCCUGCUGUGACACUCGGUACCAACACUGCACCCGUCACCUUAAGCUGCUGCGGUAUCGCCUUAUCCAUGGGGACAGCCCGGGGACAGGGACAGCCUGGGAGUCCCCUGUCCCAGCCAGGUCACUGCCCCGGCUGCCCCCCAACCCCACCAGGCUGGGAUUGCUUUGUUCCCCGUGGUUUGGCUUUCUCUGUUUCCUUCAUGGCUCUGGGGAGGGUCAGCAGCCAGCCUGUGCCCCACGUCGUGUCCCUUGUCCCCACGUCACCUCGGGCUGCCUGCUUACAGCCUUUGCACUCAGCUUAGCCCUGGCUUAAGGGAAGAGGGGAAGGAGGGGGGACUGGUCCCUGCUGUGGGGGACAGAGUAGCUCUCAUCUGGCCUUGGCUGGCACGGGGGGAGCAGCAAAUCUUGGGCA